Molecule: messenger RNA, 408 nt
Organism: Carlito syrichta (Philippine tarsier)
Lineage: Eukaryota; Metazoa; Chordata; Mammalia; Primates; Tarsiidae
Product: spectrin alpha chain, erythrocytic 1-like
Exons: 3
Biological process (GO): actin cytoskeleton organization
Cellular component (GO): plasma membrane; cortical actin cytoskeleton; cell junction
Molecular function (GO): actin filament binding
Source: RefSeq, a predicted model, not a curated record
UGAAACACCAGACCUUUGAAAAUGAGGUCUAUGGUUGAGCUGAGCAAGUAGAAGGAGUCAUCAACCUGGGGAACUCCCUGAUUGAGCGGAAGGCCUGUGAUGGCAAUGAAGAGACCAUGAAGGGGCAAUGGGAAGAGCUGAAGAAACAUUGGGAUUAUUUGCUUGAGAGAACAACUGACAAAGGGCAGAAGCUCAACGAGGCUAGUCGCCAACAGAGGUUUAACACAGGCAUCCGGGAUUUUGAGUUCUGGCUCUCAGAGGCAGAGACACUGCUGGCCAUGAAAGAUCAAGCCAGGGACUUGGCUUCGGCAGGAAACCUGCUAAAGAAGCACCAGUUAUUAGAGACAGAGAUGUUGGCUCGAGAGGUAAGUAGUGCUGGAAUCCCAAUCCUCUGGGAAGAAUGGAAAU